Molecule: messenger RNA, 1381 nt
Organism: Archocentrus centrarchus (flier cichlid)
Lineage: Eukaryota; Metazoa; Chordata; Actinopteri; Cichliformes; Cichlidae
Gene: cops5
Product: COP9 signalosome subunit 5
Exons: 8
Coding region: 161-1165 (334 amino acids)
Molecular function (GO): protein binding; metallopeptidase activity
Source: RefSeq, a predicted model, not a curated record
ACGUUGGUAUCGCUUACUGUCAUGGCUCCUUGAACGAGUGGAUGUUUGCAGCUGAACGAUAUCAAAAUCUUUGGGGGAAGAUACUGCUUUUCUCCGCUUUUUUAAGCAGAAAUUGUUUUGUUUUUUUUUAACGGCUCGAUUUUUGUUUAGAUAAAUUAUUAUGGCGGGCAGCAGUACGGCUCAGAAAACAUGGGAGCUGUCCAAUAGCAUGCAGGAAGUUCAGAGCAUUGACGAAAUUUACAAAUAUGACAAAAAGCAACAGCAAGAAAUACUCGCUGCGAAGCCGUGGACGAAAGAUCACCACUACUUCAAGUACUGCAAAAUCUCAGCUUUGGCCCUGUUGAAGAUGGUGAUGCAUGCCAGGUCCGGAGGAAACCUGGAGGUGAUGGGCCUCAUGCUGGGGAAGGUGGACGGUGAAACCAUGAUCAUCAUGGACAGCUUUGCUUUACCCGUGGAGGGCACAGAGACCAGAGUCAACGCCCAGGCGGCCGCCUAUGAAUACAUGGCUGCCUACAUCGAAAAUGCCAAACAGGUUGGCCGGCAGGAGAAUGCUAUAGGCUGGUACCACAGUCAUCCGGGCUAUGGAUGCUGGCUCUCAGGCAUAGAUGUCAGCACUCAGAUGCUCAACCAGCAGUUUCAGGAGCCUUUUGUUGCUGUUGUGAUCGACCCCACUCGGACUAUUUCUGCAGGGAAAGUCAACCUCGGUGCCUUCAGAACAUACCCGAAGGGUUACAAACCCCCCGAUGAGGGACCCUCAGAAUAUCAGACUAUCCCCCUGAACAAGAUUGAAGACUUCGGUGUUCACUGUAAACAGUAUUACGCCUUGGAAGUGACUUACUUUAAGUCCUCCCUCGAUAGAAAGCUCCUGGAACUCCUUUGGAAUAAAUAUUGGGUUAAUACUUUAAGUUCCUCAAGUCUCCUCACGAACUCGGACUACACCACGGGCCAGGUGUUUGACCUGUCAGAGAAGCUGGAGCAGUCGGAGGCCCAGCUGGGCAGAGGCUGCUUCAUGCUCGGAUUGGACACGCAUGACAGGAAGUCUGAGGACAAACUGGCCAAAGCAACACGAGACAGCUGUAAGACAACCAUAGAGGCAAUUCAUGGUCUGAUGUCUCAAGUCAUUAAGGACAAACUCUUCAAUCAAAUCAACACAUCUGCCAAUUAAACCAGAGCCACAAGCCAUUUGAAUUUCACCUGGAAAUAUGUUCUUGUGCAUGCCCGGCGCUUAGUGAUUUAUGGUGUGUUUAACUAUUAAGAGUAGCAUCAUCUUUGGUUUAUCUUAGGAGUGCUUUUCUAUCCUUUUUUUUCUUUCUUUUUUUUCUCCUUCAUGUAAGUAAGAAGUAGAGGACACAUGCAAAAAAAUAAAACUUUAAAUAAAAAA